CAUUUAGUGAAUUAGUUCGAAUUUAGCAAGCAAAAUGAAAAGUUGUUGGGUUGGUUGCGUGUUCGUUUGAUUAUAUAGCCGGCGCUGUUCAGUAAAGUGCGUUUACCGAAGUGAUUUUUUAUUAUUUUAUUUUUAAGCUUCGUUUAAUUUCUCUACAAAUUUCAUUUACUCGCUUAAUUGUUUCAAUACUUUUUAAAAAUUACAUUUCUUUGUAAUAUAAUUUGCCAUACACGAAAAAGAAACACGUGUUACUAUUUUUAUCCGAACACAAUAGGAAGAGAGCAGACGGUAAAAAAAACUUGAAUAAAUAAUUCGCUACCAAAUGUAGAUAAAAACUUUUGAAACGCGAACAACAACGACAACCACAUUAAAUGUAAAUAAGCUAAACAGACAUGUGGUUUCCAUAGCAUAGCGAAGAAUUUACCUAUCGCAUAGCACAUGAAUUUGUGAUAAAUAAUGAAGAAAAGGCCAAACGCAGACACUCAAUAAACGACAUUGCAAUACAUACCUAACUACCUACCAAAAAUGAAAAUAUUUCACUUGGACAUUUUCCAACUUAAAAGAUAAACAAAAACAAAACAUUCAUAAAAGCACGUUGUAAUAAAAAAUAAGCAUAAGCAGAAAGUGACUAUUCUUCAACUCAACGGUGAGGAGAGCCGAACAUCAGCGACACGCAUUCGUGAAAUCAAGGUGAAAAGAGAAGAAGAAUUGUUACCCGCUCGCCGAUACCGGCUCAUUAUACGCUGGCAUUUCUUCAACAUACUCACAUACACACUCAUACAAGAAUUCAUUCAACAUAUUUUUGGGCCCCAUGAAAAAAGCUGAUGCAAUAUACUGCCACAUUUGCGAGUUUUUUUUUGGAAACAUUGAAAAAUCAAGGGAAACAAGCGUAAAAGGGAAAAGCAGCAACUAGCAGCGUUAACGUUAGUAGUUAACAGAGAACAAGAAGCACGCACGCACGCGCACUUUUUUUAAAUUCCAAUUAGAAUUUAGUUAUGGCCCGUGUUCAAGCUGGUGACAAUUUAGUACCACGCCAAGUAUUCGAAAUGCCCGGUGAAAACAGUAAAGAAAUGCAAAGCUGCGACAGUUCCAGUCAAGGUUCUGGCGUUAAGCUGAAGAAGCGAAUUGGCCUCUUGGAUGGUGUUGCCAUUAUUGUUGGUGUCAUUGUCGGUGCGGGUAUUUUUGUGAGUCCUAAAGGUGUCCUCUUGUAUUCUGGGUCCAUUGGUCAAUCGCUUAUAGUAUGGGUACUUUGUGGUGUACUGAGUAUGGUUGGCGCCUUGUGUUAUGCUGAAUUAGGUACUAUGAUCCCAAAAUCAGGUGGUGAUUAUGCUUAUAUUGGCACAGCCUUUGGUCCAUUGCCAGCCUUUCUGUAUUUAUGGGUAGCUCUUCUAAUUUUGGUACCAACUGGUAAUGCCAUAACAGCCCUGACAUUUGCCCAGUAUUUAUUGCAACCAUUUUGGCCAUCUUGUGAUGCCCCAGCGGUACCAGUCCAGCUGCUGGCAGCUGUUAUAACAUGUAUUUUAACGGUCAUCAAUUGUUACAACGUCAAAUGGGUGACACGUGUCACGGAUAUUUUCACCGGCACCAAAGUCUUUGCAUUGCUGGUCAUCGUGGCGGCUGGUGCCUGGUAUAUAUUCUCUGGCAACACCGAACAUUGGGAUGAACCAAUGAGCGGAACAUUUUCAACGCCCGGCUUCAUAGCAUUGGCGUUUUACAAUGGUCUAUUUUCAUAUUCUGGUUGGAAUUAUCUGAACUUUGUAACUGAAGAAUUAAAAGAUCCAUAUCGAAAUUUGCCCAAGGCAAUUUGCAUUUCUAUGCCCGUGGUUACGAUAAUCUAUGUUAUUACGAAUGUGGCCUAUUUUUCGGUUUUAUCAACUGAUGAAAUUCUGGCGUCGGAUGCUGUCGCUGUUACAUUUGGUGAUAAAAUGCUGGGAUUUAUGUCAUGGUUAAUGCCUUUCUUUGUGGCCUGUUCCACAUUUGGUUCAUUGAAUGGAGCAAUAUUUGCUUCGUCUCGUCUGUUCUUUGUUGGAGCCCGAAAUGGACAUUUGCCAGCUGCUAUAUCACUCAUAAAUGUUAAUUGUCUAACCCCAGUACCAUCGUUGAUAUUUUUGUGUGUCUUAACGUUAAUUUUACUGUUCAUCAAGGAUGUUUAUGCUCUCAUCAAUUAUGUCAGUUAUGUGGAAGCCUUGUUUACAUUACUCUCCGUUUCCGGUUUAUUGUGGCUGCGUUAUAAACAACCUAAAACCGAACGACCAAUUCGUGUCAACCUGGCCUUACCCAUUAUCUUCUUGAUCAUUUGUCUCUUCCUAGUGAUCUCGUCGGUCUUCCAGUCACCCAUAGAAGUUGGUGUUGGCACAGCUAUUAUUAUAUCUGGCAUUCCAGUUUAUUAUAUGACAAUACAUCGUCCCGUCGAAUGGCUGACGAACACGUCGCAGACCAUUAAUAUGUGGUGUUCAAAAUUCUUUAUUUGUAUGCCAAACCAAGAGAAAUUCGAUUAAGAAUUUAUAUAUUAGGGAUUAAAAUAUCAAUUAUUAUUAUAAGUAAUGAAAUUAAAAAAGACUAAUCGAGAAAUAUUUAUUAUGUAAAAUAUAGAAAGCUGAAAUUAAAUGCUAAUCACUCAUCUACAACUGAAAAUUGUGCCUUUUGCCUCGCAGAACUCUAACAAAUUGGCAUUAAAAUCUAAAGUUAAUUUCAAAUAACAUUUUCUAAAUUUUAUAAUAAAUUCAAUUUAUUUCCCGAUUUCGUUUAAUACUUUAUUUCAACCUUACGGUUCUAUAUCACUCCAAAAUAAGCAACAAAAGGCAUUUAUCAAUUAUGUUAUGUAUGUACUAUAGCUUGAAUAUUCACAUAUUUUGUACCUCAACUUUUAAUGUACACUUUGUUCUAAUUAGAUUUAAGAUACUUCCUCUCUUGAUUAAGACAUAGAUGCUAUACUUAUUUAUGUUAAAUAAUAAUUUUAUAUACAAUACAUAGGUCAGUCAAUUAUUGUAAAGCUCGAAAUAUGUUGAAAAUUAAAUUCAAUAAAUCAUAUUCAUACAUACGUACAGUGUA
Musca domestica (house fly) is the source of this 3051-nucleotide messenger RNA. RefSeq names its product Y+L amino acid transporter 2 (gene mnd). The transcript is spliced from 4 exons. Gene Ontology annotation, cellular component: membrane. Gene Ontology annotation, molecular function: L-amino acid transmembrane transporter activity. The record is from RefSeq and is a predicted model, not a curated record. Gene Ontology annotation, biological process: amino acid transmembrane transport. NCBI's taxonomy places the organism in Eukaryota, Metazoa, Arthropoda, Insecta, Diptera, Muscidae. Bases 996 to 2498 code for a protein of 500 amino acids.